AUGAAAUCAUCUUCUGUUUCAACUAUUUUCUCUACAUUAAAGCCGAAGCAAAUUCAUGAGAUCAAGGAUUUCCUUCUCACUGCCAGAAGGAAAGAUGGUCGCUCGGUAAAAAUCAAGAAGAGCAGAGAUGUCAAGUUCAAAGUUCACUGCUCCAAGUAUUUGUACACACUUCGUGUGUCCGAUGCCGAGAAGGCUGAUAAGUUGAAGCAGUCUCUUCCCCCAGGUUUGAGUGUUCAAGAACUGUGAAAAUAGAGGUGCUUUGAGUUUAUCAUCCGAUUAGUAGGUGACGAAAGCUAGAUUUGAUUUUGGAUUCAUGGUGUCUUAUGCCAUUUUGGUGCUUUGAAACUCGACAUUUAGUGUAAUGGAUUUUGUUGUGAGUUUUUCAAUGGAUAUUAGUAGAGCAAUUUC
Messenger RNA from Hibiscus syriacus, 408 nucleotides. Its product is annotated as 60S ribosomal protein L38-like. The record is from RefSeq and is a predicted model, not a curated record. Gene Ontology annotation, cellular component: ribosome; cytosolic large ribosomal subunit. The coding region runs from base 1 to 246 and encodes 81 amino acids. Gene Ontology annotation, biological process: translation; protein-RNA complex assembly. NCBI's taxonomy places the organism in Eukaryota, Viridiplantae, Streptophyta, Magnoliopsida, Malvales, Malvaceae. The transcript has 3 exons. Gene Ontology annotation, molecular function: structural constituent of ribosome.